ACUUUAAUCAGCUAAAUGUGUGGUUGAAACAAUUUUGUGACUUUGUUCAUAACUUUAUUUUAGGACAUUUUGAAUUCUAUUUCCUUUCAAGAAGUCCGGGAAUACAUGUUUAAUCUCUUCAUAGCUUUGAGGCGGAUUCAUCAGUUUGGUAUUGUUCACCGCGAUGUGAAGCCCAGCAAUUUCCUGUAUAACAGACGCCUGAGAAAGUAUGCCUUGGUGGACUUUGGUUUGGCCCAAGGAACCCGUGACACAAAAAUAGAGCUUCUUAGGUUUGUCCCAUCUGAAGCUCAGCAGAAAGGUUAUGCAAGAAACAAGUAUCACGGUAUCAUCGGGUACACAGGCUCGCUGAGUUGCCCAGCAUCUAAGAAUCUGGACCAGCAGUGUGCCACAAAAACUUCUGUCAAAAGACCCUACAUAAACGCACAGAUUCACAUCAAGCAAGAAAGAGAUGGAAAGGAGGGAUCUGUAGGCCUUUCUGUCCAGCGCUCUGUUUUUGGAGAAAGAAAUUUCAAUAUACACAGCUCCAUUUCACAUGAGAGCCCUGCAGAGAAACUCAUGAAGCUAUCAAAGACUGUGGACAUAAUAUCAAGAAAAGAAGCAACAAAAAACACAGCCAUUUCUACAAUAACUAUGAAUAGCCUGGUUAGAGAAACUGCCAGUUCUUGCAUGGCUGCCAUGACGUGCGACUGCUAUGGAACAGACAAAGUCUGCAGCGUUUGCCUGUCCAGGCGGCAGCAGGUUGCCCCAAGAGCAGGCACACCAGGAUUCAGAGCACCAGAGGUCCUGACAAAGUGUCCUAACCAGACUACAGCGAUUGACAUGUGGUCUGCAGGUGUCAUAUUCCUUUCCUUGCUCAGUGGACGGUAUCCAUUUUACAAGGCCAGUGAUGACUUAACUGCUUUGGCUCAAAUCAUGACAAUUCGAGGAUCCAGGGAAACUGUCCAGGCUGCUAAAGCUUUCGGCAAAUCAAUUUUGUGUAGCAAAGAAGUUCCAGCACAAGAUUUGAGGAAGCUGUGUGAGAGACUAAGGGGUCUAGACUCUACUGCUCCCAAGUUAGCAGUUGAUCCACCAGAGGACACUGACUGUAAAGCUUCCCAUGUACAGACUUCCGAAGCACAACGCUCAGAUGAGCCCUUGUGUGCAGGGGACAGUGGUGGCUGUCAGAGUCCUCACAGGGACUGUACUACCAGUCCGGAAGGCUGGGACGCGGUACCUGAUGAAGCCUAUGACCUGCUUGAUAAGCUUAUGGAUCUAAACCCAGCUUCAAGAAUAACCGCAGAAGCAGCCUUACUGCACCCGUUCUUUAAGGACAUGAGCCCCUGAAUCAGCUCUGCAUCUACUGCUGCUAUUGUGAGCGUACUCUGCAAGCAGAUAACCUUACGAAGUCCCAG
Molecule: messenger RNA, 1391 nt
Organism: Acomys russatus (golden spiny mouse)
Lineage: Eukaryota; Metazoa; Chordata; Mammalia; Rodentia; Muridae
Product: cell division cycle 7-related protein kinase-like
Exons: 8
Coding region: 106-1323 (405 amino acids)
Biological process (GO): protein phosphorylation; mitotic DNA damage checkpoint signaling
Cellular component (GO): nucleus
Molecular function (GO): protein serine/threonine kinase activity; ATP binding
Source: RefSeq, a predicted model, not a curated record